AUGGACCGCCAGCUCAACAUCAGCUGCCUCGGCGGUGCGACGCCGGAUGCCAGUAACCGGAGCGGGUCAUCCGGCGGGCUGGAGGGCGGCAGGGCACAGCUCUCCGUCUUCAGCGUGCUUGUCCUCACCCUCCUGGCCAUGCUGGUGGUGGCCACUUUCCUGUGGAACGGCUUGGUCCUGGCCACCAUCUUCCGCGUGCGCACGUUUCAUCGGGUGCCUCACAACCUGGUGGCAUCCAUGGCCAUCUCCGACGUGAUGGUGGCGGCCCUCGUCAUGCCCCUGAGCUUGGUGCACGAGUUAUCGGGGCGGCGGUGGAGGCUGGGUCGCUCGCUUUGUCAAGUAUGGAUCUCCUUCGACGUUCUGUGCUGCACUGCCAGCAUCUGGAACGUCACUGCCAUCGCCCUCGACCGCUACUGGUCCAUCACCCGGCACCUGGAGUACACGCUGCGCACCCGGCGCCGAAUCUCCAACAUCAUGAUCGUGCUCAUCUGGGCGCUCUCCGCCUUCAUCUCCCUGGCCCCGCUGCUCUUUGGCUGGGGAGAGACUUACUCAGAGGACAGUGAGGAGUGCCAGGUAAGCCAGGAACCUUCCUACACCAUCUUCUCCACCUUCGGGGCCUUCUACCUGCCCCUGUGUGUGGUGCUGUUUGUCUACUGGAAGAUCUACAGGGCAGCCAAGUUUCGCAUCGGAUCUCGGAAGAGCAACUCCAUCACCCCCGUCUCACCAGAAGCCCUGGAGAUAAAGGAAGCUGCCCAGCAGCCACAGAUGGUCUUCACUGUCCGGCACGCCACGGUUACGUUCCAGACAGACGGAGACACGUGGAGAGAGCAGAAGGAGAGGAGAGCUGCCCUCAUGGUGGGCAUCCUCAUUGGAGUCUUCGUGCUCUGCUGGAUUCCCUUCUUCAUCACGGAGCUCAUCAGCCCACUCUGCUCCUGCGACAUCCCGCCCGUUUGGAAGAGUAUUUUUCUAUGGCUAGGCUAUUCCAAUUCCUUUUUUAAUCCCCUCAUUUACACUGCUUUCAACAAAAACUACAACAAUGCCUUCCGGAACCUAUUCUUUAGACAGCACUGAGAAAGAGAAGCUUUCUCUGCUCCAGGAGGCUAUUCGCAGCUCUCAGUGAAACCUAACAAACUCCUGAGGAAGCUGAGAACCACAAACACUGCGGUGAUGCUAAGGAUGCAUCCCCAUGGGUACGUCCCAGCAAUGGUCCCCGUUCCUAUGCAGUUGCUAUUUUUCAUGAAGCAGCAUGCAAAGGUUUCUCUGGCUAGCAGCAAAGAGUUCUGCCUCCAGUGCCCCACUGCUUUCCUCCUCCCUUCACAGUGAUGCUCUUGGGACAUCGAGGUGGCAAUGAUGGCUUCUGGGAAAGGUUCCUGUUUGAAACUCUGCCCACUGCUGGUCUCCUGGAGCAUUCAUCAGCUUUGUCCCAUGUGCAAAGCUGGGAACCUUCAGUGCCAGGGCAGUUGGUGACUAUGGAUGAAACUUGAUGUUCCUGGCUUGGUUGAACAGACAGUCAUAGCUUUCACUGGUAGAGAUUGUCAAGUGUUUGUAUUUGAGAGAUAAUGUCCUCGUUGAAGGGUUAAAAGCAGAGUCCCAACUACAAUGCCCUUUUUCACAUCAACAACAGAUUGUGCUAUUUGCUAUUCUGUUCCAUGCAGCAGGUUUUUAAAAAAAUAUAUUUAUUGUGAAAGCUUAGUGCAUGGUAUACACUGGAAUGAGAAAUAAUGCAUGAGAAAUUCACCUGCCUCAUUGCCUAACUGAUAAGCAUCUGCUUCAGACUUUUACUUUCCAAAACCCCAGGCCUUCCUGGGCUGUGAAUGUUGAACUGUGUCCGUGUUUGCCAUUCUAAAUCACAGAUGUAUUUUGAGCAGAUGUGGGGCAGGUUUCCUGUCGUUGCAGGGGAUACAAGGUGUGUAUUUCAGAUUUCCCAUCAAUGUGGAGCCGUGUAUUUGUAUUUAUGAGUGUGGUUCAGGUUCACUUGAGUCAAAGCAAAGACCCCAUUUAAUUUCCAUGGACACUGGACUGCAGACACAAGGCAGUUAAUGAUGGGCAUAGUUUCAUUCUGAAAGCAGAACCAACCCAUAGAUGUGCUCUGCUGUGAGGCCCAGACUUUAAUAAUUCUUCUACCCCUCUACGGUUAUUCUACCUGCUUGCUCUGUGGCCUCCCUGCCUUCCCUUGUUGCCCACAUUGUUGUUGACAUUUCACUACUGGAAUUAGAAUUAUGCACUUUGUACUGUGCUGCUGAAAGACUGACAGACCUCCAGAUAAAGAACAGCAUUAUUUUUAACCAUCACUACUUUAGGGGCAGCCCUUGAAAUCAGAUUGGAACUGGAAUGACAUGAUUUGGUGUCAGAUCUUUCAAGAAGAAGAGAUAAAAGGGAAAAAUGUCUAUAAAUCAUGGGAAAGUUCCCUCGUGAUGGAUAGGAUUAGUUCUUAUCCUUAGUGGAUCAUGAGACAUCAGAAGUUAAAAUUGUCACUGGUCCUUUAAACCAGUCAAAAAUCCUGUUAGAAUUGUUAAGGAAAAAAAAGCCCUUUUUCUUUUCACAUUUUGAGACAGAUACAAAUGGAAGCAGAGCUCAAGGUGCUACCAAGCCUUGGAGCCCUUUCAGGGCCAAACAUCCAUCAGGAGUGACACAGAUGCAGCUGAUCUGCCUCCAAGCAAGAGGAGAGAUAAGGUGGCCCUUGAGAUCCUUUUCAACGCUACUUUAUAAAAGUCUGUUCAAAAUAUUAGGUAAAACCUUACCCUCACUGAAGGCAGUGGACAACUUCUCAAUGAAUUCAAGUGAAUUGGUGUUUUACCCAGUGUCUUGUCUUGUAAAACCAUAGCUUUAAUGUUAAUUAAUUCAAGAAGAUGGGCAGAAUGAAAACAAUCUUCUAAUUCCCUGAAAUAGUCCUUGCUCUGCACUAAGCAGGGACCAACCUCCCCACAGCUAGUAAAAGGCUAUUUCAUUUCUUUAUUACAUGAGGUAAGGGUGAUCUCUCGGGUGUAUCAAAAAUUGUGAUAAACUCUUGAGCUGCUGUUCUUGUGAAGGUAUAAAAGUUACACUGCUUUCUCUGGACAGCUCAUCACCAAUGCAGAGUUGCACUUCUGGGGAACUUAAGUGCUUUUGUUGUGUGAAGGGCUGUUCAUCCAGAAAUGAGCUGGAAAAAUACUUCUUUAUCCAACCAUAUUCAGCUGAGGUAGUGGGACAUACACAGUCAUUUUUGGCAAAGCCUGUAAGCAGAGGAUGGACUAUUUGCUUUGUCUGAACAACACUCCUCCAAAAUACAAUCCACAGACUUCUAAAACUAUCACAGAAUCAUAGAAUUGUUUGAGUUGGAAGUGACC
Messenger RNA from Meleagris gallopavo (turkey), 3326 nucleotides. RefSeq names its product 5-hydroxytryptamine receptor 5A (gene HTR5A). Gene Ontology annotation, molecular function: G protein-coupled serotonin receptor activity. Gene Ontology annotation, cellular component: plasma membrane. The record is from RefSeq and is a predicted model, not a curated record. Lineage: Eukaryota; Metazoa; Chordata; Aves; Galliformes; Phasianidae. Gene Ontology annotation, biological process: adenylate cyclase-activating adrenergic receptor signaling pathway; positive regulation of MAPK cascade.